AGUACAGAUAAUAGUACGCUCCGAUGAUUGUAGGUCGCUUCAUUUGAAUACUAGUUAGUGUGGAAGUAUGCAGGUUUGACUAUUCCGGUGCUUUCUGAAUCAGUAUUUCUGGACUUUACAGUGAUAAAAAUGGAGCAGCCUCUCUCUCCACGUGAGUCAGGCCAGUUUGUGGCAGAGCGGAGCCAGGAUGUUUUCAUAAAUGAAGAUGGUGUUGAAAACGUGGCAGAGAUGCUCUAUGCUCUGAAAGAAAGUGAAGCCUUUACAGCCAGAGGCUGGAAGAAAAUGAACCCACUUGCUCCCUCUCCAGAUACAGAUGAGGCCAUAAACUGGGUAUUUGUAACUGACACCAUGAACUUUUCCUUCUGGCCUGACAAAGAGGACCAGCAGUGUGAAGUUAUAUAUAAAGGAAACACAUAUAAAGGAUACAUGUCUCUGUGUGCAGCUGUUACCAGAGCUAUGGGAGAGGGUGUGCCUAUCACAGACCCUUCCUACUUCUCUCAGAUGAGUGAGGCUGAUCUGGCGCAUGUACUACGGUCAGAUAGCGACACACCAAUGCCCAUGCUGAAAGAUCGACACCGGGUCCUUACUGAGGCUGGCCGGGUGCUCAUGCAGCAUAGCGGAUCCUUUCGUGACUUCAUAAGCCGAGGACAAAACGAUGCUGAGAAAAUGGUGCACUACAUUGUGGAUAAUAUCCCGUCCUACAGAGAUGAAGCCACCUAUGAGGGCAAGGGCAUUUCCUUCUAUAAGAGGGCUCAGAUUUUGGUGGCAGAUUUUUGGGGCAUCAUGGAAGCCAGAGGCGAAGGAAACAUACCCAACUUGGACUAUCUUACCAUGUUUGCUGACUACAGGGUGCCACAGGCCCUUGUUCACUUGAAAGCACUCCGCUACUCUAAUGCACUUAUGGAGGCACUAAAAAACGGUGAGUUAAUUCAUUCAGGUGACAGAAGAGAAGUGGAAAUUCGAGGCUGCUCUAUCUGGUGUGUGGAAAAGAUCAGGAAUCGGCUAUGGGAGCUUGUAAAGGAGAGAGACGGGCAAACCUGUGACAUAAACUCGGCUCUUAUCGACUUCUACCUGUGGCCAUACGCUAAACAACAUCAGGGAGAGAUGGCUCACAUUCCUAUUCAUCAUACACGCUGUAUCUACUACUGAAAAGCACUCCUUCAUACAAUUGUACCAGAUUGUAAAACCACAAAUACAAAUAUAAAACCACCAGAAACUGAUUAGGGACAUGGGGCUCCUAUCUCUAAAGAACAUCCACAACAAAUCAUGAACUUGCUGCUUUAAUUUGCCCCCACAGAUGUGACUAAACAAGUGAAAGUAUGAGUGGAUUGGCUUUCUCUCUUCAGGGUUUUAUUGAUUGCGUCAAACCAAACAUGACUACAAUCAGAAUGAAGUGGUUGCUGAAGACGAAUAAAAGCUAUUCUGACUGAUUGGCUGAUUGAUAUGAUAAUCAAUAUGAACAUAAUAGAGGUGAUCAGAUCAGACCCCCAUCAGCAGGGCACAAGUAACUAAGGUUUCAGCCCAGUUAAACACAGAUUGUGUACCAACAUGCUAUACGACGCUCUCCAGCACCAUGAUAAAUAUACAAAUAAAGGGAAGAUCUUUUUAGAAAAUGGUGUUUCACUGGCUUCUAGUAAACUUUCAGAGGUAACAGGAUCAUAAUACUCCAAUAACCUGAAGAACCUAAAUUACUCACCUGUAGCUAAUGAUAUUUGAUGCACCCAUCUUAAUUUACUUCUUUGUUAUGGUCUUUGUUGUAAAAGUCACAUUUAACAUACCAAAAUAAAUGCUUUUUAACUAAA
Messenger RNA from Trichomycterus rosablanca, 1802 nucleotides. It is a transcript of the gene qng1, whose product is annotated as Q-nucleotide N-glycosylase 1. The transcript is spliced from 5 exons. The record is from RefSeq and is a predicted model, not a curated record. Bases 130 to 1149 code for a protein of 339 amino acids. NCBI's taxonomy places the organism in Eukaryota, Metazoa, Chordata, Actinopteri, Siluriformes, Trichomycteridae.